AAAUUAUUAUACAAAUAAUUGUCAGCACAUGUGUAUCGCUUGUCAGUAAAUUUCUUUGAUUCAAAUUUUGAAUUAUUUUACUUUGUACAAUAUUCCUGGGACUUGAAUAUAAUCAUUAAAUUUUUCAUAAAUUUUUUCGUAUUAUUUAUAACUAUAAGUUUUAUACUCAAUUAAACUCAAACAAAAUGAAAUUGAAAACUCAAAAUACAACUGAAAAUAAACAAAAAAAUAAUAAGAAAAAUGAUAAAUCACCUAAAACUCAAAAUAAAGGUGCUGCUAAAGAAAAAGUAAAACCUAUAAAACCGGCAGUAUUGAAAAAAGAAGGUGAAAAAGUGAAAGCUGAACAAAAAUCUAUAAGUCCUAUUAAAGUUUUACAAAAUGAGCUUUGGACUAAAGCUAUCAAAGUUGUAGCUGAUAAAUCUGAUUUACCUGAUAAAGAAAGUGGUAUUGCUAAAUUGUUAGCAAACUAUAAAAAACAAGACUCAAUCCCGAGAAAAGAAACUAAACUUAAGAAUUUUAUUUUGAAAGGAUUUUCUCAAUAUAAGGAUACAGAGAGUGAAAUAUUGGAUAGUUUGUAUAAUAAAAUAAAGGAAGCUUUUGAAAGUUUGGGUGGUCAACCUAAAGAUGGUAAUUCUGAAACUAAAAAUUCCAAUAAUAAAGUAGAAAAGAAUUCGCCUAAAACAAAAAACCUCAAAAAAGUUGAAGUUGAGAAUAGUGAUGAUGAUGAUGAGGACGAUGAUAAUGACAAAGAAGAUGAUAUUGAUGAAGAUGAUAUUGAAGAUGUAACAUUUGCUGAUAGUGAUGAAGAUGUUGAAGGUGAUAGUGAAGAAGAAGUAAAAGAAACUAAGCCAGCUGGAAAAAAUAAAGCUAAUAAAAAACAAGUUAAAAAUGGGAAUAAUAAAGCAAACAACAAGAAAAAUAAUCAAAAGUUUAAAGGUGGAAAGGUUCAAAAAAAUAAAGGAAAAUUGAAUAAAAAGAAAUGAAUGUUAUUUUUGCAUUUUAAUUAAUUGACUUAAUUGAUUCUUUUAAUUGUUAUAAUAUAAUAGUUUAUAACUUUACAACUUAUUUUAUGUGUAAUAUGAAGUAUAAGAUCCUCAUUAUAUACUCACAAAUGAAUUUUUUA
Daktulosphaira vitifoliae (grape phylloxera) is the source of this 1123-nucleotide messenger RNA. RefSeq names its product glutamic acid-rich protein-like. The record is from RefSeq and is a predicted model, not a curated record. The transcript has 4 exons. Bases 186 to 983 code for a protein of 265 amino acids. NCBI's taxonomy places the organism in Eukaryota, Metazoa, Arthropoda, Insecta, Hemiptera, Phylloxeridae.